AUCAAGUUCUCAUUAAUCAGUAAGUUUUGAUAAACUCAAUUAACGAUUCAAAGACUUUUUACCUUGUCAAUCGAGCGAGAGAUAGAUUACGCAAACUCCUCACAGUUUGAGUAUUCCCCAAGUUCACAUACUGUGCUUUCAAUUGAAAUUGAAAACGAAGAGUGCUUUUUAAAUGCUGUUAAAGGUUUUAUUGCGAUUUUGUAGCGAUCGUUGAGUAAGGUAUAUAAAUUUUUUGUACAAUUUUGUUUACAUUUACAUAUAUGUUUGUAAUGCCUAAUGGAAAUUUUGGUAUAUUUAUACUGGCAAUUAUCGCUUGCCACAUGAAUGCAACACUUUCUGCGAAUUUGAAUGUAGCAACGCGAGGAAUCCCUGCUCACAAGAUCACCGGGAAACCCGAACUUCGUUUAAUUGACAAGAAUAAGUCGAAUGGAAUGCAUAUAUUUGGUCAAAAGGCAAAAGAGCAAUCCAGGCUAUCUACAAAGCUUAUGCGGCUUCUGGAUGAUAGUAACAAUGCUACCAAGAUCGUAUCAAGAGGAGCACGCAAGCAGACCGAAUCUACCACCGAAGAACGAAACAAGUUCAGCUUAUCAUUGCCGAGUUUCAAAAGGAACUAUAAAGGCAACUGGGUUUAUCACAUUUGGGGCUUUACCCUUGGCAAUGUUUGGCAGGAUACGCGCUUUAGGAUACAUGGAGCAGUUACUCUACCACGGAUUUUGGUCGACUCAGAGGCAGUUAAAUCCUAUUAUCCCUUAGGAAAUUUGGGGACCGCGUGUGUAGGCAGGUCAACAAUUUAUAACUUUCCCAAAGUGAUGAGCUAUGUAAUGCCCAAAAAGCGCGCUCUGCUCCAACAUAGGCCAAUCUGGACUGAUCUUCGGCGAAAGAUUUAUUUACAGGGCCGAUCCGAGGAGUGUCAUACGAAAGAAUUUGUCAAUUGGAGAGAGUUUGCGGAGUGCCAGCUAAGACGUCACAUGCGUAUGGAAUACUUGAUUCCGAAAUACCCAUUGCAACAACUGUGAGAACCCUUGAACUUGAUCUAAUUCCUGAUCUUUCGGACAGCACUCGCCACAAAGACAAUCCAGAUUACUGUAUUUUAUUCAAUAAGUAGCAGACCGACCCUAAACAGAUUUUUUCGCUAUAUAUGUGGGUAGUGUUAGACAGAAAGAACAAUUAGAGCAUCAGACACUACAAAUAUUUGUAAUAUAAGAAUUAAGUUUUAAGUUAUUGAAAGUUCAAUUUUGAUCAGCUCAUGAUGUAUUUUGUAAAGACAAUGUUUUGAUCAACCUCGAAUACUAAAUAAUUUUAUUUAUUAAAUUUUAAAUACUAUUAUAA
Drosophila mojavensis is the source of this 1329-nucleotide messenger RNA. RefSeq lists its product as uncharacterized. The record is from RefSeq and is a predicted model, not a curated record. Lineage: Eukaryota; Metazoa; Arthropoda; Insecta; Diptera; Drosophilidae. The transcript has 3 exons. Bases 261 to 1016 code for a protein of 251 amino acids.